Molecule: messenger RNA, 4090 nt
Organism: Porites evermanni
Lineage: Eukaryota; Metazoa; Cnidaria; Anthozoa; Scleractinia; Poritidae
Source: the annotation of a GenBank genome assembly
AUGAACAACGAUCCGCGUCGUGGAAACGCUAUAAUUGCCGUUCGGGAAGAGAGGGCCAGGAUUGGAGGCGUUAAAGCAGUGAGACAAACAUAUGUAGCUGCUACAAAUGAAGGGUCAGUAUAAAAUCUUUUUUAACCUCGCUUGCAGGAGGCUUGGGCUAAUCAUGGUACGGCACGGUUCUUUAGACUACUGAAUCAACUCAACAUUAACACUUAUAAACUAAUGGUUUGAAAUCGAAUUUUGCUUCGCUGGAAAUUUUCUCAUGGUCAUUUUUGGUGGCUGAAUUUUUCUGCAAACAAAGCGGUAUUAGAAACGUACAUUGAUCGUAGUGGAAGCCGAAUUCUGCAAAAAGGCGGAAGUGACAUAAACACAAAACGUUUGCUGCGUAUUUGUUAUAAUAUCGAAGGUAUACUGUCUCAUUUUCAUCUUCAAAUCUUUCAUUUCAAGCUUACAUCCAAUGAAACAUCAAUAAAGAAACGUUUGAAUAGUAAAAUUACAAGAAUUCUGAGUACUGUAUUGAAGCAGUUCGUGCAAAGGUCACGUGACUUUGGACUCGUCUGAAGCCAAUUGUGUCACGUUUUCUUAAUUCAGUUUUGAUGCUGAUAGGGUGAAGUAUAAAUGUUACAUUUUAUUCUUAAAUUGAAGCGAAAGUGAACUGUGAUUAUUAAAGAAAUGUUAUCGCAAGGAACCCGAUAACAAGAAUCUUUUAUUUGUGAUUCUAAAUAUAAAGAGUGCAGUGGGACGAAAGAAACAUGACUCUACAGCUGAGACGCUUGUCGAGCCAACGAGUCUUCGUAAUUUCAGCUUUCUAAAUCCGCACAUAGCAGGAUUUCAGUUGGUUGGAAUUCCUUGCCCACCACCUUUUACUAUAAUAUUGUGAAAUGACUUUGAAAGGCGGCAGACCCAGCUAACUAGCUACUUAAGAGGUUUUUAAAAUUUAGUUAAUAAGAAUAUUUCUAUUUUUCUCCUUUCAGUGCUGUUGCAGUUCAAGUAGACACAGUGCAACCGACAGGGUAAAAUAGGAGGUUGAAUUCCUGAUUGUAAUAAAUAACUCUAAAAAUGGACAUAUUAAAUUCUGCAAACAGAAUACUGCAAUACUGAUCGUACUAGGUGAAAAUUAACUCUGCAAGAUAUCAACACGACACUGAAAGAACUCAAAACAGAGCGGGAUUGUAGCCAUAAACAGCUGUUUCGCCCUCUUUGGGGCUCGUCAGUGUAGCGUAACAACCAGAGAAAGCUCUGAUAAAAAAUAUCCGCGCACUCUGAGAACUCUCAACACCAACAGAAUCACGCCAUGCCACGUGUCUUCUGGGGCCAAGAGUCCAAGUGUCAAGUUGAUGUCUCGCAGAGAAAAUAAAGAAUUGGCCAAAAUCAACCUUAGACUGUUCACAGUCCCCUAUUUUUCGUAAGUUCGUUCAGAUAUGCCGCGUGUUACCGUCACGGGUAUCUUGAUUUUCAAAUGUACCGAGGGGGCAGGCGUCGAGGAUUAUAGUUUGACACUCAUGCAAGAUGGCAGCAAAGGCAAACGCAAAGCGCUCGAUCUCGAUGAUCUUACGGAAAAAUAGAGGACCGUGAACAGUCUAAAUCAACCUCUAAAACGUGGACAGAACCAUGCAAGAAUUACGGCAUAUCGGAUCUAUAAAAGAUCUACGGCCCCAGAAUAAAAAUAAUAAAAAAUGGAAUAUAGCAGUAACAAAAUACGUUUUGACGUCAUCUUAGAAUUUCCAAAAUUGGACACCAUUAAAAUAGAUAUAACGUAUCACUGAGGUAUGCAAUUUGAUCGAAGAUUUCUCUCUUUAUUGCUGGUUUUCACAUGACGUCACUAAAAUUCAAACUACAAAACUAACGAUCCUACUGAGAUUUUAGUUUCAUGGUGUAUUAGAGCAGCUGAAAACUAAUUUUCAAACAAAUUUUCGCUUCAAAAGGGUUCUUGAUUUUGUAAUAGAGUACGCUUGAAUUUCUAAGCUUUUGCGCGACGCAGCAUUUACAUGACGGCCGAGAGAGCUGUCAUUCAGGUUAAAAGAGUGACUUUUUUCGAGGAAUUUUGCUAUCUAAACAGUUCAAUGUAUUAGAAAAAGUAUUACUUUAAUGUGUAUGAGUUCCUCUCGGGGUAGAUACACGGUAUGUAGCAAAACUCGGUAACAGAUGUUUCUGUUGGUUUCCGUCCGCCAUGUUGGAGCUCAUCCUGAUGAGCUCCAGCAUGGCGUCUCCAUACAAACCUCUAUAAAUUUGGGUAAAACAUUUCCUCGGAUAUCUCGCAUCCGAAUUAAUCCUUGGACCCAAAUCUUGGCGAGGGUCUUUGUAUAUUUACCUCCUUUCAUUUCCCAGAUUCUGGACUUUAUCUGUCGAAUGGUUUUUAUUUUUAUUUUGAUCUAUUUUGAAUGCAUGGCGUACCACAGAAAACCAGUAAUAAGCACAGGGCCUAUAACUAGAUUUUAAAAUCAUGAUACUUCUAAGUGAUAUUUUGUGGACAAUAAUUCAUAGUACCAGGAGCCAUAAUGGGACAAGACUUCUGCAACUGACAUAAAAUCGCUGAUCUCGAUCAAGUGAUUACUGGUUUUAUCAUAUUAUUUUCAGUGGCUAUACUUACCGUCCAGCACUAGCACCUCCCCCACCAAGAUACCAGCCAAAUCCUGCCAUAACCUACAGAGAGGAGCCCAGCUGCACGGACUACUGUUGUCUAGCAUGCGACAGUGAAUAUGAAUGGUACAAGUUGGAAGGAAAGGGUAGGCCCUACAAUCCCGCUUAUAAUUAUGGAAAUUAUAGGACUAACUCUGAAACAGAAACAAGCUCGUCCGUCUAUCAGUCGGCCGGACGCUGGACUACGAGCGGGACGAGGUCGCGGGUUCGAUCCCCAGGGCCGGACCAGGAUUCAUGGCCUUAAAAUAACUGAGGAAGCGAAUGAUUACACCGUUACGUAGCCUGUUCCAGGUUCCAAUAUAGUAAUGACGCGCAUCCUGGUUUCCCUUGCGAGGUCCCUUCUAUAACUGAGAGCCUGGCACGGCAGGACACUUUUACGUCGCUUGGUUGACUUAACCUCCCAAGCAGGCGUUUUUAGGGGAGCUCGUCUUUCGUGGGGAGGGAUGAAAAACGAGCUCCCCUAAAAACGCCUGCGUGGGAAGCUAGGUUGACUAGGCCGGAGGUACCGUUUCUAGAGGGUCUCAAUGGGGUGGUAGCUUUGACGGUUGACGGUUAACGUGUCCAAUCUCGACGGCUGGCGGGUAAAUUUCAGAGCUUUUGAUGGUUGACGGUAAUAAAAUGGAAUUUUAAAACGUAAAUAUUUUAAUCUCUAGUCACGAGAUCCCAGUGAGCUUAGAUUGGCUAACACCAUCAUUCAUGGCCGAGCUCCUGGAAACAGAGGGCGGGGCAGACCACGUACAGAGAUGUUGGAUAAGAGACAUCUGUGAAUGGACACGGCAUACACCAUCGCAAGCUAUCAGGCUUGCUAAGAAGAGAGACUUAAGAAUAAUGCAGCAUUAGAGUGCGUCUACCGAUCCUGAGAGAUCUUUGGCGUAAAAGAAGAAAGAAGAAGAUGAAUUGAUAUUAACUGUUGUGUUGUGGAGCUUGUUUUGAUCUUAAAAAAUUUCGAAAUAUUUUCAGAUGUAAGGAAAUUCUAAGAUCUUGCAAUGUCUAGAAAGAAACGGUCUUUGAGAACAUGACAACUGGUUUUUCAAGUUAAGAAAUUCUUCAGGACCCAGAAUUCCGUAAAGAUCAGCUGAAAUAGUGAGAUUUGAAAUACUUUGAAACUUUUUGACGGGUGACGGUAAAAAGUAACCUUUUUUGAUGGUUGGUGGUUAAUUUUUAGGCCGUUUGACGGCUGACUGUAAAGAGCAGGAGACGCGGAGUAAGAAAAGUGCGGUCAAUAAAUACUUUCGUGAUGACUAAGUUGGGACUUAAUUGUUUUUUUGUUUUUUCCUAUUUUACAGGUUGUUGCUGGAUUCCUGUCCUUCUUCUGUUUUAUUUGAUCGUAGGAAUCAUCCUUCUUCCAUUUUUGAUUCUCUAUCUCGUAUGUUUGUGCGUCUGUUAUCCGCUGGGCUGCUGUAAGAAUAACGGCGACUCAGAUUUCGAUCGUCUAUUAGUUAGUUCCUAA